AUGUUGCAGAGACGCUUUUGGUCCGGUAGCCAGUGGCUGCAUUGGGACCCGACAGCCUGCGGCCUGAAGUAUGGCCAUGUCGCCUGGAACGGCCAUGACGAGUGCUGCAUCGAAGCAUUGGCCACGUUGGAGCUGGGCAUGCAGAUCUUCGACCACGAGGAUCGUAAAGGCACCCAUUGCCCAAGUACCAAUAUCGGGUCCUAUGAGGGUGGGUCCUACAAGGGUCACGACUACAAUCUACCCUACGGCCCCUGGGGCGUGCGCGAGGCUUGGCCUGCGCUGCACGAAGUGCACUGUCGGCUGAUGGAACGAACAGUUCUGCUCGCCACAUCCAGGCAUCUUGCUGACUUCGUCCGGCGUUGGUCGGCCGACAAGGUCGAUGCACGAGUCUGCUACUGCGCAGACUACAGCUACUUCGACCGUUUCUUAACUUCCAGCUCCGUUGCAGGUGGCGACUACGUUACAUUCAUUAGCCCCUGUCCGGCGAAAGGGCUUUGUAUUUUCCUCCGGCUUGCUCAAGAUCUGCCAACGGUUCGCUUCCGGGCGGUCACCACCGUGUGGACAAAGACUAUCCACGAGCAACUGCUGCGCUCCCUGCGAAACGUGCGUGUGAGCGCCGGGCGACGAAAUGCUGAGAGCAUCUACCAGAAGACGGCAUUGCUCGUCGUUCCAUCAAUUUGGUCGGAGGCCUUUGGCUUGGUAGCGGUGGAAGCGCAGCUGCGGGGAAUCCCCGUGGUCAGCAGUGGCCACUACGGCCUGGCGGAGGCGAACAUGAUGGAGGAGCUUCGGGUGCCCGACAUCCGACUGGUGCAGGACAUGAAGAUCCGUACUCUCCAUCGCGGGCACAAUAUUGAAGAGCUCGAGGCAAAGUUGACGCCGCGGCGGAAGGAGCCAGGGACGACGGAGGAGGAGAAGAAGCAGCAUGUGGCUGAAAGUCACUUCUACGUAGCCACUGCGGAGGAGGCUUCAGGAUUCCUGGAGCGGGUGAAGGCCCUCAUCGACGAUCCGCAGCACAGAUAUGCUAUGGGUCAAGAGACUGGCUUUGUGGAUUUUCUGACGCUGACGGUGUUCUUUCACGUGCUGAUGGGUGCCGUAGACGAGGAGGCGCAGUGUCUUCACAACCUCUCCCAGAUCGCCGAGGUGCCUUCUGCGACGAAGGGCCGGGCGUCGCCAGAGGUGCGAAGAAGCGAGCUCUCCUCCAUCAAUGAAGAGGGCUUUGACGAGCUCAUCGCUGCCGUAACCCCGAUGCAACAUCGAGCUUCAGAGGCCGCCGCAGCAGCGGCCGCAGCAGCAGCGGCUGCAGACCCUCAGGGGUCGCGGAUCUGUGAGCUCCUCAUGCGCUUCAAUCCAAAGCAGCUGCGAGCUGAGUUCACUCAGCUCUACCGCGAUCGCAUGCACUACGCGGCUAUGGCCCGCCCACAGGAGCUAGCAAAGGGCCCGUCGUCCCCACCCCUCACGGCUACGAGCCGAAAAAUGGCUCAGCGCUUCACACGGAAGAUGCAGGAGGAGAUCGAUCGAGAGGCCCGAAAGAACGAGGAGUUGGUCGGAAGUCAGUUCGCAGAAGCGAAGGCACCCACCGGCGCGAAGGCGCACGUGGAGAUGAUGUACUGGCGCCACCACCAGGCCGAAAUGCGCAGGCAAGGGCUUCGCGAACUUCGCCAGGCGCAGGAGGUGGCCGAGUGCACCUUCCGACCACGCUUGGUGGCUCGAAGAGCCAAAUCGGCAGAGUGCCUGCGUUCGUCCCGGUUGUCCUCCGCAGCCACGCCGAGGAAGGAAGCAGAAGCCACAGCAACGCCGAGGAAGGAGGCUGAGGUGAGCUCACAACAAGCAGAUGCGGAGAUGCAGGCCUGCACCUUCAAGCCAAACGUGCGCCGGAGCGGGAAGAGUCUCACCGUCUCGAAGAAUUCUACCUGCACCUCGCCGCGCGGGGCAGAUGAGUGCGCCAAGCGCCUGCGAAAAGCGUUUGCGGAAAAGGACUGGAGGCGCCGCUACCUGGAGGAAAGAUGUCCAAACUUCAGCCCAGGAUCGACCGCCUCCCGCGCGGAGGCUCCCUCCUUCGAGACUUCGCCUGUGGCGCACGGAAGCACAGGCACCGCACAGCUGGUAGAAUCUCCGCGAGAUUCGCCACUGCUGGCUCAGUCCACCUUUCUGAUGGCGACACUUGCUCCCCAGGUUCCGCCCUCUGCUGGGGCCGCAAGCCCUGGCACACCGACCCUGCGGAGGCCCAGCCAGGACCCAAAGGUCCGUGGCUUCACGCUGCUUGCCGACUCACCGGCGGAGACGCGCAGUCCGGAGGCCCCUGCAAGCGCAUCAACGCAAGGUGGUAGAGGACCUCAGCCCGGGACUCCGGGCGUCCGGCGCUCACGGGAAAGGCUGCCAAAGUCGCAGCCAAGUCAGCGCCGAGUCCCACGCCGGGUCAGCGAGACCCACUCAACGCCACGGACGCCAAAAUCUCCUCCGAGCACGCCGCCAGCGACCAUUCCUCAACCAUCGCCAAAGGGCAACUGGGCAGAACCACGUCGCCCCGUGGUUUUGGUGGAGGUGAGCAUCACCAAGGACCAACCGCCACAAAAGGUGGCGCUCUAUGCCGGUGAUGAUAUCGCCAAGGUGGCCCAAGACUUUGCUGCCAAGCAUCGCCUUCAGCCACAUUUGGCAGAUCGUGUGCAGAGGUAUUUUGCGGAUCUCAUGUGUCAGUCUGGACACUUUGCGCAGAAGUAA
This is a messenger RNA of Symbiodinium sp. CCMP2592, 2718 nucleotides long. The record is from the annotation of a GenBank genome assembly. Lineage: Eukaryota; Dinophyceae; Suessiales; Symbiodiniaceae.